AAAGAAAGUUUUAUUUAAGAGGCCACCCCAUUUCUCCCUCGUGACAAACUCAAAUUUGCAAGAAGAAGAAGAGAGAAACUGAAACUCAGAGAAAUAAAGAUAAAGCAAACUGAAGAAGAAGAAGAUUAUAAACGUUUUCUAGUGGUUUUGAUUCGUUUCUUCCAAGUCGCUUAACGAUGUCGAGUUCUAUGGAGUGCUCUACUACUCGGAGAUCUUCCUCAGGGAAGCCGAGCUUCUCGCUGACGUGUAGUCGAUUGAGUCAGUAUCUGAAGGAGAACGGUAGCUUUGGAGAUCUCAGCUUAGGGAUGUCAUGCAAGCCUGACACCAACGGCAUGUCACGUAAGCCUACAACAACCAUGAGUUUAUUCCCUUGUGAAGCUUCCAACGUGGGUUCCAUGGCCGCUGCUCAAGAUGUUAAACCCAAGAAUCUGUUUCCUAGGCAACCAAGCUUUUCUUCCUCAUCUUCCUCUAUCCCCAAGGAAGAUGUCCCCAAAAUGACACAGACUACUACUAGAUCUUUGAAACCAGAGCCUCAAACUGCACCGUUGACUAUAUUCUACGGCGGGCAAGUGAUUGUGUUCAAUGACUUCUCUGCUGAGAAAGCCAAAGAAGUUAUGAACUUGGCUAACAAAGGAACCGCUAACACCUUCACCGGUUUCACAUCUACUCUUAACAACAACAUCGCUCCUACCCCAAACCAAGUUCCUCAUCUCAUGAAAGCAGCAACUCAAGACCCAAAGCAAACCUCCUCAGCUGCAAUGGCAUGUGAACUUCCGAUUGCUAGAAGAGCUUCACUUCAUCGGUUCUUGGCGAAGAGAAAGGAUAGGGUUACGUCAAAGGCACCAUACCAGUUGAACGAUCCAGCCAAAGCGUAUUCAAAGCCUCAAACCGGAAACACCACCACCUCUUGGCUUGGUUUAGCAGCUGAUAUGUGACGUGAUAUCGCAAAAUAACCACAAACCGCACCGGGCUAUUCUUUUGACGUUGCAUCAAUAAAACAAGAAGAACAAAACUCCUGCGUCCAUGGUUCUUAAUUAUAUUUUUUUCACAACUAUUCAAUUAGUAGGAAACUUCAUAUAUUUGUAUGUAUUUGAUUAUGAUUAGCGAUCAAUUAUUGUUAGCGUCUGUCUUUUCUAGGUAUUGUAUCAUGCUGUCUAAAUCCCCAUCUCUGGGUUAUUUCAAAAAUAGUCUCGUAUGUUACUGAUUUUGUAA
This is a messenger RNA of Brassica oleracea var. oleracea, 1212 nucleotides long. RefSeq names its product protein TIFY 10A-like. The transcript is spliced from 4 exons. Gene Ontology annotation, biological process: regulation of jasmonic acid mediated signaling pathway; response to wounding; regulation of defense response. The record is from RefSeq and is a predicted model, not a curated record. Bases 177 to 935 code for a protein of 252 amino acids. Gene Ontology annotation, cellular component: nucleus. Lineage: Eukaryota; Viridiplantae; Streptophyta; Magnoliopsida; Brassicales; Brassicaceae.